This is a messenger RNA of Anisakis simplex (herring worm), 777 nucleotides long. Lineage: Eukaryota; Metazoa; Nematoda; Chromadorea; Rhabditida; Anisakidae. The record is from the annotation of a GenBank genome assembly.
AUGCCAUCCUCUAUUUGUGCUGAUGUUCCAGCAUACGUUAACGCCUGCCCAUCUGGCACCCCAUUGCUGGCCUCUAAUAAUCGUCCUCGUCCAUGCAAAUUCGGCCCCGGUGCAUGUGGUGCCGGAUAUUGGUGUCAUCUGGGUUUGGUACCCACUGAGUAUCAAUGUUGUCCGGGUGAACCAACAAAUCCGGCCGCAUGUCAAGGAUUGCCGUAUGCAGUGGGCAUCUCAGACUCCCUAGCACCACCUGCCACUCGCUGGUAUUACAACCAACAAACGAAGACAUGCGGAACGUUUCAAUACAAUGGUUUAAAAGGCAAUCAAAACAACUUCUUAACAAAAUCGGAUUGUGAACAAACUUGUCAUACAUACGUGAAUGCUUGCCCAUCUGGCACUCCCUUGUUGGCAGCCAAUAAUCGCCCUCGACCAUGCAAAUUCGGUCCUGGUGCAUGUGGUGCGGGAUAUUGGUGUCAUCUGGGUUUGGUACCGGCUGAAUAUCAGUGUUGUCCGGGUGAACCAACAAAUCCGGCCGCAUGUCAAGGAUUGCCGUAUGCAGUGGGCAUCUCAGACUCCCUAGCACCACCUGCCACUCGCUGACUAUGUAAUUUCGAAAAUUCCAUGCAUCAUGCAUGCACACGUUUGUCCACUUUUGUGUUCAUUCCAGCAUAUGUGAAUGCUUGCCCAUCUGGCACUCCCUUGUUGGCAGCCAAUAAUCGCCCUCGACCAUGUCAAUUCGGCGUAGACGCUUGCGGUGAUGGCUAUUGGUGCCACUUGGGC